Vigna radiata var. radiata (mung bean) is the source of this 2589-nucleotide messenger RNA. Its product is annotated as F-box protein At2g26850. Lineage: Eukaryota; Viridiplantae; Streptophyta; Magnoliopsida; Fabales; Fabaceae. The coding region runs from base 975 to 2204 and encodes 409 amino acids. The transcript is spliced from 8 exons. Gene Ontology annotation, molecular function: protein binding. The record is from RefSeq and is a predicted model, not a curated record.
GAAAUAUGAGAGGCCCCGUGUCCUUUCGGCGAUGACAGCAAUAAAUACGGUGGAUUUUAUGAGUUGAAGGACAGAAAUUUUGGUUCUUGGAAUCCCACGAAAUCACUUGUCUGGGUCUUUGGGGUAGACAGUACGAGAGUUUGGUGGGAGUUAGGCAAAGGAACAGGUAGACUUUUAUGGCACCUUUGUGACUUGUGUUGUUGUGACAUACCCACCACCUUUGCAAUCUAACGUUAAUGCAUUUCAUUUCACUAACCCAUCAUUCAUUUUCAGAUAAAUGUCCUUUUCUUCUCCCUCUUUUCUUAACCAAGACCCCACUUCCUUCUACUACUGCUAUUUCAUACUCAUCUAUUUCUCUCACUCUGCAUUCAUUUCUACACAGCACCCUAACACAUCCCACGUGGCUCAUAAUGUACUACAUGUUGUUCCCAGCAUCGUGUCAUUAAACAUUAAACAAGGGUCUAUUGGUUUUAUAUUUGGAUCUCAGUGCCUCUUUUUGGUGUCAUCAUCAUUCUAAUCUAACCAAUAUACUGCUUUGCUUUGCUUUGCUUUGCCACCCUUCCUCUCUCAAGGCCUCUCCAUCAAUCACUUAACAGCUGCCUCCCACUCCCCGUACAUGUUGUUUCUCUCCUUUGUGGGAAUUCACUGUGUGUAGAUGCUAACACAUUUUUAACGAGCAUCCUUCAUUAUUGUUUUGAGUUCUAUGUGGAAAGUGCUUUAACUAACCCAGCUGUGAAGCCUUGUCGGUUGUGUACUUACACAACUUCUUCAUUGAAACCAACUUGUGUCUGUCUAUUGAGGCCAUGAGUUAGGCAAAAUUGUUCAUUCGUCCAAAUCACCUCACCACUUUACUCUUCCAUUGGUGGAUCUUUUUUCUCUUUAAGAGGAAAUCAUUGGUUUGAUUUUCAGCUUUGCUGAUCUCUCUGCUAAAUUUCUAGACUUGGACCCUUCUGAUAUACAACCCCUCGGUUACAAUGCUUUACUUCCUCAUAUCUUUUGUCUCCUUUCUCAUCCUUUCCAAGUCCUUCACCAAUAAGCCUCUCUCGUCAGGGGAGAGUGGGACCAAAAUAGGGUCAACUGGGUUUUGGGGAAGCCUUUCAAGUUGGCUACUUUCUAGUCUCAGAAAAGGAAGCACAAGCACCCCUUGUAGUUUUUUUCGGUUUUCUCUCGUCCUGUCAUUCAAAAAUAACAGUUUAGUGUCGAAGGUGGAGAAUGAGGAAGAGGAGGGGAAGGUUUCUCUCUUGGAUUUGCCUGAUUUACCAUUGGAGUGUAUCCUUGGGCACCUUUCACCUGCUGAAUUAUGUAGUGUGGCAGCAGUGUGCACAUCUCUUAGGGAUUCAAGUAGAAGUGAUCAUUUAUGGAAGAAACACAUGGAGAGGAAAUGGGGCAAAGUGUUUGGUGAUGCUGCUUAUAGACAAUGGAAAUGUCAUGUAGCUUCCAAGACCAGAGAGAAGAUCUCAAACCAGAAAAAUCAGAAAGGAAUGUUUGCUUUCCUUCAUGGUGAUUUUCACCCCUUGUUUUGGAUGAAAGCAAAAUCAGAAAAGGGAACACAGUCAAGUAGCUCAUUACCGGAAGAUUCAUUCAUGGCUCUGUAUCUUUCUCUUGAGAGUGGCAAGUUUUGGUUCCCAGCUCAAGUCUACAACCGGGAGAACGGUCAUGCUGGGUUCAUGCUCUCAUGUUAUGAUGCCCAACUUUGCUAUGACUCUCGAUCUGACACUUUUCUGGCAAGGUAUUCACCUCAUGGGAGAUGGACAACUGAGGAAAACAUACGAUGGGACCGACUCAGAGUGCCACCAAUUGCCUCUUCUCCACAUGCUCUUCACAUCUCUGACUGUUUGGAUGACUUGAGACCAGGAGAUCACAUUGAGAUCCAGUGGAGAAGAAACAAAGAGUUCCCUUAUGGUUGGUGGUAUGGUGUAAUUGGUCAUUUGGAACAAUGUCAAGGGCAUGGGAACCAUUGCCAUUGUCACUAUAAUGAUAUGGUGAUUUUGGAGUUCACACAGUACAGUGCUGGAUCCAGAUGGAGACAAACCAUAAUAGAUAGGAAGCAUCAUAUAGAAAAAGGAAAUGAAACAGAUGGCUUUUAUGGAGGAAUCAGGAAGCUGCAUAGGAAUGAAGAAAUUACAAGGUGGAAGAAACUCUGGCCAACCAAAACUGUGCCCCCAAACCGUUUUCUCCUGCUCUCGUUCUGUCGUUCUCCAUAGGCGUUGUCGGUGUCAAAGUUUGUUCUUGUUCUCGCAUCAUCAGUUUCGUUGUGUGGCUCGUUGGCGGUGUAUCGGGCCUUUUUGGUUUGCAGUGAAGAAGCUUGCCCUGUACUACUGCUAUUGUUGGUGUUUCGUUAUUUUUGGGGUGCAAUGGGUUCAACAAAUGAGGACUUGCGUGAAAUUAGAAAGAACUACGUAAAGGACUGGAUUUUGGACAACGAAAACAUUGCAAGAAUGGAAGCGCUGCAUGAAUAUGGGUUUUUGGAGGAUUGUUAACAUUUGUUACAUCUUUAUAUGUAUUUUAAAUUAGCUUGUACCCUGUACAAAUGAAUUUAUAUGUAACAUGACAUUGGUAAUUAUUUGUUGAUCUCCACCAAUAUAUAUA